CCCUCCGCUCUGACUGCUGUGCAAUGACAUUAUCUUCUUUGGUUUGUUUUCUGUCGGGACUGUUCUUUUACAUUCCGAAGUCAUUUCGGACAACAUUUCGGUAGUAAUCAGCUCUUCCCAUCUAUCUCGCAGGACUUAACGGUUAUCUGGCGUGCUACAAUUUAUAUUCCAAGGUCACAAAGCAGCAAAUGGCGGAUUUGGAUAUCACAGCGGAGACUCCGCUAAUAGAGCGGAUGGUGACGCCUGUCUUUCAUGAUCUGGGGCCUGGAAUAUCGGCAAGAUCCUCUAUACCAGAAGUGGACGCUAUAUUUACCGCGAACUUUACAAAAGCCCGGAAGCUGAAAGGCGGGGAGCGGUUACCACAAGCAGUCGCCCAUCGGGGAUACAAAGCAAAGUAUCCGGAGAACACUAUGGGCGCCUUCGAAGGUGCCGUCAAGGUCGGCGCACAUGCGAUUGAGACAGACGUCCACUUGUCGAAAGAUGGUGUAGUUGUACUUACGCACGAUGCGAAUCUCAAGAGAUGUUUCGGCAGAGAAGAGAAGGUGGUAGACUGCACUUGGGAAGAGCUGAGCACGCUACGGACGGUGAGGGAGCCGCACUCGCCGAUGCCUAGGUUGUUGGAUCUGUUGAGGUACCUUGCUCAACCGGAACUGGACGAUAUUUGGGUGCUCUUGGACAUCAAACUCGAUAAUAAGGGUGACGACAUUAUGCGACUGAUUGCUGAGACAAUAGCCGAAGUGGAAACACGGUCAGGUCGAACAUGGAACGAGCGGAUUGUCCUGGGAUGCUGGACUGCCCAUUACGUGCCCCUGUGCAACGAGUAUCUCUCCGGAUUUCCCAUCACCCACAUCGGAUUCUCCACCGUCUAUGCUCAGCAGUUCUUUUCCGUCCCGAACGUGUCGUUCAAUAUGAUGCACCAGAUCCUCCUGGGACCUCGAGGAAAAGCGUUCCUUCAAAAAUCCCGGCGGUUGAAUCGACCCGUGUUUGAUUGGACGGUCAACAACGAGGAGAUGAUGCGGUGGAGCAUUUCACUGGGAAGCCAGUUCUGGCAGCAAUUAUGCCAGGAACAUGGGAUUAGUCAAGAUGGGAACCUCGAGGACUUCGCGACAGAAGGAGGAGACCGCAAGGACGUGUUCUUCUACCAGUCAGACGACACCAGAUACAUCCCUCGAGCAAUCCUCCUAGAUCUUGAACCUCGCGUCAUCAACAGCAUCCAAACCGGCGCAUACCGAAACAUCUACAACCCCGAGAACUUCUACGUCCACAAAGAUGGCACUGGCGCAGGCAACAUCUGGGCAGCCGGGUACUCAAUGGGCGAAUCCGUCUACGAAGAAGUCAUGGAUAUGAUCGACCGAGAAGCGGACGGUAGCGAUUCACUCGAAGGGUUCAUGCUCCUGCAUUCAAUAGCUGGAGGGACGGGUUCGGGCAUGGGGAGUUACCUCCUCGAGAGGCUGAAUGAUCGGUUCCCGAAGAAGUUAAUACAGACAUACUCGGUGUUUCCGGAUACGCAGAACUCGGGAGAUGUGGUGGUGCAGCCGUAUAAUAGCCUGCUGUCCUUGCGGCGACUUACGCAGAAUGCGGAUUCGGUGGUCGUGUUGGACAACGGUGCUCUAUCCCGUAUAGCAGCGGACCGAUUACAUGUGCAAGAGCCAUCAUUCCAACAGACCAAUCAACUGGUUUCAACAGUCAUGUCUGCCAGCACAACGCCGCUUCGUUACCCAGGGUACAUGCACAACGACCUCGUCGGAAUCGUCGCAUCUCUUAUCCCAACACCCCGCCUCCAUUUCCUUAUGACCUCAUAUACCCCAUUUACUGGCGAUAACGUCGAGCAGGCGAAGACGGUUCGGAAGACGACGGUGCUAGACGUCAUGCGACGACUUCUGCAGCCAAAGAACCGCAUGGUCUCGACCAACCCAGGCAAAAAGAGCUGCUAUAUCUCGAUCCUUAACAUCAUUCAAGGAGAAGCCGAUCCUACCGAUGUACAUAAAUCACUACUGCGCAUCCGCGAACGGCGACUCGCGACGUUUAUCCCUUGGGGCCCUGCCAGCAUCCAGGUUGCCCUCACCCGCAAGUCUCCGUACAUCCAAUCCACACAUCGCGUCUCGGGCUUGAUGUUAGCGAACCACACCGGCAUCGCGACGUUGUUUAAGCGGAUCCUUUUUCAAUACUCUCAACUCCGCAAACGCAACGCAUUCUUGGAACAGUACAAGAAAGAAGCGCCCUUCUCCGACGGGCUGGGCGAGUUCGAUGAGGCGCGGGCGGUGGUGCAGGACCUUAUACAGGAGUACGAGGAUGCGGAGGGGGCAGGGUAUCUGGAUGGAGGGGCUGCUACUGCUCCGAGAGAACACGCGAGAGAAGGUACGAGAGAACCGGCGAGAGAAGGUGCUUCAGGAGGGGGCGCGGCGGGAUGAUGGGAAGGUUAUCUUAUGAGGCGUUAGUUGGGACCUGCUACAUGGUAGCUAUUGCAAUGGGACAAAGCGAUGGAAAGCGUUGUGGACUCGGGUUCCUACGGUAUGGAACCGUUCCAUCCAAUAUACUAUCGAAGAGGGUGUGUUUGGGGGGCUGUUGACGUGGCGGAUGAUCAAAUUUCAUGCCAGGCUGUCUGGAGCUGGCCAAUGUGAAAUUCAGCAAUGGAAUGGUGUCAGAUUGAGAUGGCCAUCAAUGAUAUUCACUCUAGGAACGAGCAUCAACACUCACCGUGUCAACAGCCAUCAAUAUUCACUGUGUCUGUAGAGUAAUGUCUGCAUCAAUCCAAGGGGAGUGGCUCGGGUUUGCUUCAUGACCUGCCAUAGCGGCAAGCAAUAG
This is a messenger RNA of Eremomyces bilateralis CBS 781.70, 2805 nucleotides long. RefSeq names its product tubulin-domain-containing protein. Gene Ontology annotation, cellular component: microtubule; gamma-tubulin complex; centrosome. The coding region runs from base 189 to 2411 and encodes 740 amino acids. NCBI's taxonomy places the organism in Eukaryota, Fungi, Ascomycota, Dothideomycetes, Eremomycetales, Eremomycetaceae. The record is from RefSeq and is a predicted model, not a curated record. The transcript has 10 exons. Gene Ontology annotation, biological process: mitotic cell cycle; cytoplasmic microtubule organization; meiotic spindle organization. Gene Ontology annotation, molecular function: structural constituent of cytoskeleton; GTP binding; phosphoric diester hydrolase activity.